Messenger RNA from Parnassius mnemosyne (clouded apollo), 1812 nucleotides. The record is from the annotation of a GenBank genome assembly. Lineage: Eukaryota; Metazoa; Arthropoda; Insecta; Lepidoptera; Papilionidae.
AUGAGUCAGAUAGUUACGCGCCAGGGGCCGGUCGGCGAGGAUAAAGAUAAGCGCCAGACCGAUAGUCCGGUGAAGGAAAUGAAGAAAAAAAUUGCAGCGAAUGCCGAGAAGGAGAAGCAGGCAGCUGAAAAAAAUACAGCAGAUAAACAGGCAGAAAAGGUCGCAGAGAAGAAUGCAGACAAGAAAGAUAAAAAUGCGGAGAAACACAUAGAAAAGGCUGCAGAUAAAAAAGAGAAAGCCGCUGAGAAAAAUACAGAAAAGGCUUCAGACAAAAAAGAGAAAGCUACAGAGAAAACCACAGAAAAGCCUGCAGAGAAGAAAGAAAAAAGUAGAGAGAAAAGCAUAGAAAAUACUCCAGGGAAGAAAGAUAAACUUGCGGAGAGCUCGGAGAAGAAAGAUGAGAAGGAAGCUGCUCCGAAGCCGAAGGAUGACAGCAGCAGUGCAGAGAAGACUGGAGGAAAGACGGAUAAUAAAGACGACGAGAAAAUGCGAAAACCCGACACGGCAAAACUGAACGGCGACGCGAGCAAGCCGCAGAACGGAACGGAACAAGUGACCAACGGCACGGUGAGUGAGUCCGACGAAGACGAGCUGAUCAUCGUCGAACAAGAGAACGACGAAAUAUUCCCCGAGCUCACGUACGAUGACAAUUCGGACGUCGACGGCUUCGAACACGAAGCGCCGAGCAGAAGUUUCACUCGGAGGUCGCAGGUGAAGGUGACACGCACACCAGAGACACCCAGACCCGCCUCCGACAAACAAGCUGAUAAACAAGCAGACAAGGAAACAGACGAUUCGAAGGAACCAAAGCUACUCAAAUUGAAAGAGGACAUACCAAUGACUGAUCGCAAGCUACGUUCCGCGGACUCGCCAAAACCAUCGGACAAGAAGUCACAGGAGAAGGAGUCGCCCAAAAAGCAACAUGAAUCACCAAAGAAGAAAGGAGAUGAAGAAAAGAAGGAUAAAGAAGAGGACAAACAGGAGAAGGUGAUCUUAGAGAAAUCUGAGAGAGUUGAAAUAGAAGUGACGGUUGAAGGGGAAAAUAGCGAAGAGCGCGUGCGGCGCCGCGACACCAAAUACUCGCGCUCGCGCGUGCGCGUGUCGCCCUACCGCCGCGUGCGCCGCCCGGACUCGGACACCGCGGAGACCGCCGACACCGCAGACACCGCCGACACCACCGCCAGCUCGCUGCUCGCCAACUACACCGGCAACAACACGACGAUGGAGAUGGACAUCACGGAGUGUUCGGUUGGCGGGGAGGAGGCGGGAUCGCUGGAGGACAGCUACCUGAGCGGGCUGCGCAGCAUCCGCGCCCGACGCUCCUACAAGCCGCUGCCCAGCGUCACGUUGCGCAGCUUUCACGUGGGAUCUGCUGCCGCUGCCCAGCGCCCGCAAGGGGGCGAGUGUGCGCCGUCGCGGCCGACGGGCACGGUGGUGGGGCGCAAGCGGCGGCCGGACGGCGCGGCGGGUGCGGGGGGUGCGGGUGGCGCGGCGGGUGCGGAGAGCGCGGCGGGCUCGGGGCCCGGCGGCUGCGCGGAGCUGCCGGAGCUGCCGGAGCUGCCGGCCAAGCGCGCGCGGCUGCUGGAGCGGCUGGCGCGCCCGUUCCGCGCGCACUCCACGCCGCUGCCGCGCCGCGCCCCGGAGAUCGUCGGCAUCAACACCGACCUGCCGCUCACGGCGCCCGUGGCGGCUGCAGAGCCCUUCGACCCGGAGUCCAUCAAGCCCACCCCCGCCCCCGCCCCCGCACUCGUGCCCACUCCCACUCCCGCGCUGGCGUCGGAGAGGGACAGCAAGCGAUGCGUGCUUAUGUAA